Messenger RNA from Mixia osmundae IAM 14324, 3705 nucleotides. RefSeq lists its product as uncharacterized. Bases 22 to 3705 code for a protein of 1227 amino acids. Gene Ontology annotation, biological process: actin cytoskeleton organization; CTP biosynthetic process; UTP biosynthetic process. The transcript has 10 exons. Gene Ontology annotation, molecular function: actin binding; nucleoside diphosphate kinase activity; small GTPase binding. The record is from RefSeq and is a predicted model, not a curated record. NCBI's taxonomy places the organism in Eukaryota, Fungi, Basidiomycota, Mixiomycetes, Mixiales, Mixiaceae.
CCACAUCAUCAAUCUGUCGAGAUGGCAUCGGAGCAGACCUACAUUAUGAUCAAGCCUGACGGCGUCCAGCGAGGACUCGUGGGCGAGAUCAUCAGCAGAUUCGAGAAGCGAGGCUUCAAGCUCGUUGCAUUGAAGCUCGUGCAAGCCACCAAGGAACACCUCGAGAAGCACUACGAGGAUCUCAAGGAGAAGAAGUUCUUCCCUGGCUUGGUCAACUACAUGGCAAGCGGCCCUGUCAUUUGCAUGGUAUGGGAAGGCAAAGACGUCGUCAAGACCGGCCGUGUCAUGCUCGGCGCGACGAACCCGCUCGCUUCCAACCCAGGCACAAUCCGAGGCGACUACGCCAUCGAUGUCGGCCGCAACGUCUGCCACGGAAGCGAUGCCGUUGAAUCUGCCAAGCACGAGAUUGGACUGUGGUUCCCAGAGGGCAAGGCGACACACAGGGUCUUUCGCAAUACACUCGCGCAGACGCAACGUGGGUAUACGAGUAAAGCGAUGUACGAUCAUUGCAGAUCGCGCCCUGCGCCUGAUGAUGCAGCAUCAAUAUCGCAUACACCAACAACAGUAGAUGCCAUUGCAGCUCGGCGGGCCAAAGUAAUCUCAUCGGCAUCCUCGAUCCUUUCAAGUCAUCUCGAGAGUUCUUCGGACGAAAGCUACACUUCCUUUGACGAUUUUAGCGCGGGAUCGCAAGUGUUCAGCACAAGCGAUGCCGAGCCAGACGAAGAUGAAGACACGCUCAAGGCACAAGCAAAGAGGGCAGCUGAGCUCGAAGCGCAAGCACAGCCCAGCAGAUUGUCGACACUCUUUUCGAGCUGGACGAGAGCUGCCCCAAGCCAUGUCCCAACGAAUACCGCCAACAGCAUGGGGUCAGUCGAGCAGGAGUUCGAGCGAUUGGUCGAUCAGCUGGCGCCGUCUCAGACAGCCAGGGCUUCAAUGCUCGCGCUGCCGGCGCAUCGAAAGUCGAUGUUAUUGCAACCUGGCAGCAACAGCAGCGCAGCUGAAGUGGACAGACGUGUAUCCCAAGCUGGGCUGAAGUCUUCAUGCGCUGGUGAGAGCAAAACGCCGGCUUCUUCUUGGACAGAUUGGCUCGUUGCAUCCUUCAAUUCCCCUUCGUCGGACACAGGGUUCCGGUCUGCUUGCGACUUGCUCGAGGCUGUUAGCAAAGCUCGCGGGACACCCAAGCUGCUUCAUGCCAUCACUGAGCUUCGCGUCAGUCUGUCGUCAGCUAGCCCGUCUUGGCUUCUCGGCUUCUUCAGCGCCAACGGCACAGAGAUGGUCAAGCAGACACUAGUCGAUGCUUUGCCGAGACACGAUCGGCGUGAUGCAGCAAAUCGUGGGGAGGAUACAGCCGUCCAGGGCCAGACAUUGCGCGCUGUACGCGCACUUCUGAAUGCCGAUGCCGCGAAGGCUCUCGCAGACUGUCCUGACUUCAUCUUCACCCUCGUUCGCUGCACCGCCAGCGGGUCCUACAAGGUCCGACGACAGGCCCUCGAAUCACUCGCUACGCUUGCUGCGCUCACAGACGUCUCGAGCAUCAUGGAUGCGUUUGCAGACUUUCGUUAUGCUCAUGAGACCUAUCGUUUUCAGCAUUUCGUCGAGAGCAUGAUGCCCAACGAGCUAGACAACGCAGAAGAUGCUCAUCUCUGGCAGUUCAGGGAGGCUGCAAUGCUACUCAUUCUCACAUUGAGCAUGGCACAUGACGAUCUGGAACAGCAGACGCAACUACACGAGGAAUGGGCGAGACGGGGGUUGAGCGAAGUGAUGCUUGCACUGCGAUAUGCAAGCCCGCACGAUGAGCUCCUUAGCCAUCUGGACAAGUAUGACGGAUUGCUCGGCGAGCUGGCAUACCAUGCAGCAGACGAUCAAUUCCUCCGGCAAGAUGCGGCGCCUUUUAAGAAGCGACAAGCUCCUGAGCUUGAUUCAGAGCUAUCCUCACACGACAUGCCGGAGGUGUCAGAUUCGAAGUCUGCGAUAGACGUAUUGCCAGUCUUCAAUCGCUUAAAGGCAGACGCCGACAGCCCUCAAGCGCUACCUUGCGAAGCUGUUCCUUUGUCCCCUCCACCACCACCACCACCUCCUCCACCGCCUGCAUCGCCGCUUCUUGCGACUACGUACGAGUCUGCUUGCAUCAGUCACUCUGCUGCUGCACCACCACCGCCGCCGCCGCCUCCGCCCCCGCCAUCACUAGCAUUGCCAGCGCCACUUCCCCUCACGACCACUGAUGAGCGUAUGAUUUCAACUCCUCCGCCUCCACCUCCUCCGCCUCCGCCCCAUUUGAUCAGCGCCUUUGCACCUGACGCUCCGGAUGCCCCAGUGAAGUCCAGCAAGUUACUACCGUUGCCUGAAAUACGUACUCCACAAGCGCCCCGAGAAGAAUAUGUGACGAUUAAGCUUCACUGGCAGAAGCUCAACGUGCCUUCAGCCAAAUCAGUAUGGACAAGCCAAUCUGACUCAAGCGCACCUUUGCCCGCAGUAGAGGAAAUUCGGCGUCUAUGCGCGCAAAGCGCACCCUCGACACCUGCGGCGGCCACUAAGCCUAAAGGCCCUAUCAGCUUGCUUAACCUCACACGCGCGAACAACAUCUCCAUUGGCCUCAAGCGAUUCGGCAUGCCGGCAGAGCGAGUGUCCCAAGCGAUCAGGGAAGGUGACGCAUCCGCGUUCACGACUGACCAGCUCACAGGGCUCGCCCGACUGUUGCCGACCGACGAAGAAGCGAGAGCAUUGCAGGCCUGUAGAACGCCCACGAGCGAGCUGGCCGAGCCAGAUCGAUUCCAGAAGCUCAUGAUGAGCGUACCGAGACAUCGUAUCGCGUCGCUGAUCUAUCAGAAAGAUUGCGAAUCGAAUCUGCAGGAUCUAAGGAGCGAUCUUCGCUUGGUGCAUCGAGCGGUUUCGGAAGUAUGCACUUCGCAUUGGCUUCCUCGCGCGCUGCAGCUCGUCCUCGCGAUCGGAAAUGCGCUCAAUCGGGACACUUUCAGAGCCAAUGCCACUGCAUUCAAGCUAGAGAUCCUCUGCACGCUCGGCAAUGUCAAGAUGCAAUCCCAAGAAUCGCCUAGCUUGCUGCACUUUGUCGCACGUCGUAUCGGAUCUGGCAUCGUCUUGGACGGAUCUUCGCUCAAGGCAUUGGCGGAUGUGACGAUCGCCGGUCUUCGGCAAGAUGCCCAGAAGCUCGUGCAAGGUCUGAAGACAGUAGAGCUUGAUCUGGCAACCCGCGAAGCUGAGCCGGACCCCGAUGCAGCCGCGAUCGACAGUCUUGAGGCUUUUCUACAGAGCACAAGGGCUGGUGUCAAGGGAGUACAAGAGCUACUCGUUCUCGUUGACAGUGCGGCGAAGGAGAUGCUCUCGUACUGCUGCGCUGAUGCUAUGACGCCCGACGAGCUGCUCAAGACUGUUCUCGGAUUUGGCCGCGCCCUCGAAAGUCUGCAGCUGGCUUCGUCAGAGAAUGCCGAGGCGGAUCAACGCGCUGAGCGAAGGGCUUCGCGAAACACCUCUCUCAAAUCAGUCGAACCGUCUAUGGAAGAACUGCUCCGACAGUCGCGCGGUCCAGCGGAGAUCAAAACGUCUGUGCAAACACGACGAGGCGACGAUGCUCUGCGCGAUCUGCGCGCAGGCUCGUUUGUCUUUCAGCGCACGCGACAAGAGCAGAGUGUGCGCUCCAACAGAGGCAGCGCAACGCUGUCACGCAUGUUCCUCGAUGGCCGGCGAUAG